AUGCAGAUCACCGUCGUUACUCUCCUCUCUCUUGCUGCUUUCGCGUUAGCUGCUCCUCAGCCUGCUCCACAAAGGAAUCUUCCUCCUUUUUGCAGCAGUGCAGGUGAAUGUGCUGGCUGGUGUGGACCCAAUCGUACCCCAUUCUGCGAACGUUACCCGGAUAACAGUGGAGAUCGCUGCGUCUGCAGUGGUUAG
Alternaria arborescens is the source of this 195-nucleotide messenger RNA. RefSeq lists its product as hypothetical. The transcript is spliced from 2 exons. Bases 1 to 195 code for a protein of 64 amino acids. Lineage: Eukaryota; Fungi; Ascomycota; Dothideomycetes; Pleosporales; Pleosporaceae. The record is from RefSeq and is a predicted model, not a curated record.